Molecule: messenger RNA, 1008 nt
Organism: Zingiber officinale
Lineage: Eukaryota; Viridiplantae; Streptophyta; Magnoliopsida; Zingiberales; Zingiberaceae
Exons: 3
Coding region: 168-827 (219 amino acids)
Source: RefSeq, a predicted model, not a curated record
AAGCGGAGAUAGAAGAGGACAGCCCUUCUCUCUCCUCUCUCUCUCUCCCCCUCUCUCUCUCUUCCUUUUCAAGUGUUUUCUGCAGCUGCUGCUUGCUCAAAGAUAGCGCGGAAGGCAAGAGCAGAGGCGGCGAAGCUCUGGUCCGCCCGAGGGUUGUUGCUUGAACCAUGGACGGCGUAGCAGGUCGCCUCGGCCGGUCGUCCACGCGCUACGGUCCGACGUCGGUCUUCAGCGGCCCGGUGCGGCGCUGGAACAAGAAGUGGGUGGCGCUCUCCAAUCCUGACCACCGCCGCCGAAGCAGCAUCAGCGGCGGCCGCCACUCCUCCCGUAUACUCCUGUACAGGUGGACCCCCGUCGCUGCCCUCGCCAAGGACGACGCGACUCCACCGCCCGAGGAGCCGCCCCGCAGGAAGUUCCGAUACGUACCGAUUUCUGUCACCAGGGAGCGAAAAGAAGAGUCUUUGCCAAAAUCCAACAGCAGCCCUAAACUUAACAUAACCGAAGGAUUCCCUCGCAAAACCCAGAUAGAUCCUUUCGACACAAAUCCUGACAUGAACAAUGUCUCUGCAGAAAUAAAGGUCUCAAGCAAAGAUCAAACAUUCUCAGGAUUAGGAAAUGGUGCUGAUCUGGACUUGAGUUUGGGUUUGCGAGCUCCGGAUGGUGAUCAUGAGGAUGAAUCCAAAACAACCAGACGAGGCGAAGGCUACACUAAAUCAGUGAGAGCGGCGAGUUCUACUCGGGACACAGAAAUGAAGGUAACAAAAUCAGUAGCACAAAACAAGUUGAAGAGGAAGGCCAUAAGCCCUGACCUCGAAAUGGCAGUGUAACUCGAUAUAAGUUAUACUUAUCUUCCUCGUUUUGUCCUGUUUUGUUAGCGUAAGUAACCUCUUUACCCUCCUCAACGAAUGUAUUGUAGUUGUGUGCUGUACAUGGGUAAGGUCUUAAACUUGUGUAGUGUAUGUGCUAUGGUGUUUGACCCUUCGCAGUCGUUUCUAGCUUUUCAGUUAA